AUGUUCACAACAAAUCUUACCACCGUCUCUCGUCCUCUCAUUCGUUCCACCGUUGCGUCCAGAAGAUUCGUUCAACAUCUCUCAACCCCCUCGAUCCUCGACACAUGGGCUCGAUAUCCCGCAGCUAGGCUUAUCACCUAUGACCUUUUGAAGCCUAUGAUUAUGAAUCCCCGACCCAAUACAUUCCUCAUUGACGUCCGUGGUCCUGACGAAGUCGAACAAGGAAUGAUACCCUCUGCUACUCAUAUCCCCAUCGCCCACCUUGAAGAAUCAUUGAAGUAUAGCCUGCAGGAUUUCCAACAGAAAUAUGGAAUCCCAAAGCCAGAGAAAGACCAAGAAGUUGUAUUUUACUGCAAGAAAGGGCUGAGGUCUACCAUGGCGAGUGAGAUAGCUGUUCGGGCAGGAUAUACGAAUGUCGUCAACUACAAAGGUUCAUGGCUCGAGUGGGCAGAGAAGGAAAAAAUAGCGCAGUAA
Molecule: messenger RNA, 474 nt
Organism: Marasmius oreades (fairy-ring Marasmius)
Lineage: Eukaryota; Fungi; Basidiomycota; Agaricomycetes; Agaricales; Marasmiaceae
Exons: 3
Coding region: 1-474 (157 amino acids)
Cellular component (GO): mitochondrion
Molecular function (GO): thiosulfate-cyanide sulfurtransferase activity
Source: RefSeq, a predicted model, not a curated record